UUCUUGGUUGCACGUAGUGGUACCACAGGAAACUGUAGACUGAAAACAGGCGAGUUGUUUGACAGAGAAAGUAGCGGCUGGGGGUCGCAGUCUCAGGCUUUUUGUUGGACUUUAAGAUGGAUUGUGAAGCUGAUGUCUUUUAUCGGGAGCUGCCAAAAGUGGAGCUUCAUGCUCACCUCAAUGGCUCCGUCAGCUUCCAAACCACCGAGAAACUCUUCAGUCGAAAGCCGCAUCUCAACAUUGAGCACAGCAUGACUGCUAUCGGCAAAGGCCAGCGGAGGACACUGCAGGAGUGUUUUCAAGUCUUCAGCGUCAUCCAUCGGCUGGUGGACACGGAGGAAGACAUCCUGAUGGUGGCUACAGAUGUUAUCAAGGAGUUUGCGGCUGAUGGAGUCAAAUAUUUAGAACUGAGAAGCACACCAAGGGAGGAGAAAAAGACAGGGUUGACAAAAAAGAGGUAUGUUGAAACUGUCCUCAACGCCAUCCAACAGUGUAAAAAAGAGGAAGUGGACAUUGAUGUCAGGUUUUUGGUGGCGAUUGAUCGAAGAAAUGGGGCUGAAGUUGCAAUGGAGACGGUGAAACUAGCUGAGGAGUUCAUGCUGUCCUCUGAUGGUUUGGUGGUGGGCCUCGACCUCAGUGGAGACCCAACGGUUGGCCAUGGCAAAGAUCUACUUCCUGCUCUGCAGAGGGCAAAGAACUCUGGACUGAAGUUGUCACUGCACCUCUCAGAAAUACCAUCACAGUUGGAGGAGUCAGACCUCCUGCUGAACCUUCCCCCAGACCGGAUCGGUCAUGGCACCUUCUUGCAUCCAGAAGUGGGUGGAUCUAACAGUCUCGUUGACAAAGUGGUGAAGAACAACAUACCACUGGAGCUAUGCCUGACAUCAAAUGUCAAAGGACAAACUGUACCCAGUUACUCCAAACAUCAUUUCAAAUACUGGUACGAGUUGGGACAUCCUAGUGUGAUUUGUACUGACGAUAAGGGAGUCUUCUGCUCGGACUUGUCUCAGGAAUAUCAGCUGGUAGCUUCCACGUUUGGUCUCAGCCGCGAAGCCAUAUGGAGGCUCUCCGAGCAGGCCAUAGAUUGUAUCUUUGCUCCAGACACUGUGAAACAGCAGCUCAAACAGAAGUGGACUGAUUUACAGCCGCAGGUAUUCAAGUGACCCUUUCAGUGGACUCUAAAGCCAAUCAAAUACCUCAAACUUUAGUUUUACAAAACACCUUCCAAUUAACUUUGUACAAGCCUUUGUAGAAAUCAUGACAGCAACAAAAAGGGAAAUACUUGGGAAAAUACUGAGUAAAUACUCAAAAAGUAAAUGAUACCUAUUUAGUA
This is a messenger RNA of Scatophagus argus, 1333 nucleotides long. RefSeq names its product adenosine deaminase-like (gene mapda). Bases 117 to 1163 code for a protein of 348 amino acids. Gene Ontology annotation, biological process: adenosine catabolic process; inosine biosynthetic process. Gene Ontology annotation, molecular function: adenosine deaminase activity. The record is from RefSeq and is a predicted model, not a curated record. NCBI's taxonomy places the organism in Eukaryota, Metazoa, Chordata, Actinopteri, Scatophagidae. The transcript is spliced from 10 exons.